GAGAGUGAGAGAGAUCGUGAUUGUUCUUCACUGCUCUUCUCCUCUUCCCCGUUGCACUUUCCUCCUCCCAUCGCCAUCAGUUCAUCCGCCACUCUCCUCUCCGUUCACUUUCGUCGGCUAUAGUGGGUUGGAUCACUAGAUUCUCUAAUCUUCCUCCUCUGUUCGUGUUGCGCUUCCCUCUGCUUUCUAUCACCAGUUGUUAUUUCUUUUCCUCUAUCAGAGUCGUGUAGCAUAUUCCUCUAUUUUGUGUUGUUGGUGCUGGUUUAUGGGUGUAAAAUGUUCGAUCUAUUAGUCUUUCGGCUUUCCCCUAUGAUGUUGCUCUUCUUCUUCCUUGUUCAAGUGCCGCUGUCGAGUGUGUGUAGUUAUGGGAAGCAUUGAAUCUUUAUGUCUUCUUCGUUGGUCUGUUAGGCGUGACACGGUAGGAGCGCCGGCCAGAAUCAGCAUCGAAGCUACUUUCUCAUAUCCUUGCCGAUGUCAGCUGUGGUCCUUUGCAUGUGUAGUUGCAGCUCAAGUAGACCCAGAAUUUUCCUCUCCUCUAUUCUUCAUCGUGAUUUACCUCUUGUUUGUAUUGUUGAUGGUCUGAGGAGACUUGUAUUUGGCAUGACCUUCUUGUUUGACUUCAUCUCUCCCAUCUCUCAUCCCGACGGCAACAGCGACAGAGGAGACGCCUCCACUGUCUUCGGCUUCAUCAUCCCUCUGCUCUUCUUUUCAGUCUCUCUUUCAACCCAUCGUCAACUUCCACAAACACCCCAUUGUUCAGCGAUGGUUGCAACAUCGACACUUGCACCGACAGCAAUUAUUGUUGGUGUUGCAGGGAGCGACGUACGUGCCACGCUACAACUUUUCAAAUGCAAGGUUGUCAAGAGAAAUGAGUCAGAUUGGUUAUCACUUCAGGCGGGCCCAAUUUUCAGCUGAUUCUAAUGGAAUAUGAGGACUGUUUUUCUUUCUAUAUUAUUUUAUAUUUUAGUUUUCUUGCUUUUUUCCUUCCGAUUUCUUAAUUAAAUAUUUACUUGCUAUUGCUUUA
Molecule: messenger RNA, 1024 nt
Organism: Prosopis cineraria
Lineage: Eukaryota; Viridiplantae; Streptophyta; Magnoliopsida; Fabales; Fabaceae
Exons: 2
Coding region: 472-915 (147 amino acids)
Source: RefSeq, a predicted model, not a curated record